Dalotia coriaria is the source of this 3421-nucleotide messenger RNA. It is a transcript of the gene Reph, whose product is annotated as Regulator of eph expression. Lineage: Eukaryota; Metazoa; Arthropoda; Insecta; Coleoptera; Staphylinidae. The record is from RefSeq and is a predicted model, not a curated record.
ACGUCGCGCAGCUGACUCCGCGUACGCUCCUCGGCCGCGCGUAGUACGUUCGCGGUGUCGGCGUCAGCAGGAGGCACAGAGUGUAUUCCCCCAGCCAGUCGGGUGCAUAAAAACCUCUCGUAGUACUAUUAGAACCGCGGCGGCACGACGAGGAAAUGAUAAACUAGCGUACACACAACUGAGGCCCCUAGUCUUAUCUCUUAUCGCACUCUUAUAUCCUGCAAACCAUCGAGGGUCGGGGAUUUUGUAUCGCGGAAGUGUUCGAGCCGAUUGUGAAUGUGAAGAUCCUCCAUGGGAUUAUAAAAGUUGGGAUUUUCUACGACAAAGGAGAGGUUGUGCACAAUCGUGGCUUCCCGUUCGCCACCCACGGACCGACCAUCAACCAAAAUUAUGCUGAAAUUUUUGACCAACAAGCUGCGCACUCAGUCGAUCAACGAGAACAAUUGCAAGGAUAAUGAAGAUCACGACAGCGGCACGGAAUCGGACGACGAGAUAGAAACCAGCGUCGAAAUGCCACCGGGCUCGGGAUCCACAACUUCUGUCAUGAUGGAUCAAAGAGUAUGCAGCAUAUCACCGGCGGAUACGGGUUGUUCAAUGGAGAGCCCCGCCCCCGACCAGCAGGACGCCCAUAGUUCCGAGGAGGAAUUAGAGGUGAUUAACAACUCGACGGUGGAGCGUGUGUCACGCCUACGCUCCGCCUCCAGCCUGCCGGAAAAACGGAAAUGGUCACAACGUGGUGACUCAUACUCAAGGCGGUGCUCACCGGAAAACGAAGAGAAUAUGUCGCAUUAUGGUAACUUGUCGCCAUGUUCACGAUUUGCCGGAAUGGGAGGCGGGGCGCAUUCUGAUGAUGCUGUACAUCCUGAACACUCAUCUGAUGAAGAGGUGCAUGCGCUCACGUACAUGGCUGCGCCAUUACAAUUUCGUACAUCGCCGCCUCUGGAGGCGGUCAAGCCUGGUCGCCGAUUGGCUGCGAGCAAGAUACGCAGUCUUAGCCCGCCCUCAAAGCUGAUGCACUAUGAGGAGUCACCGCGCAAGCGCACUAGACAUGCUAAACACGCCCUGCAGCGGCCAUAUUUGGAUUUUGAAAAAAUGCAACAGUUGAAAGCAAGGAAUGUGACGACAUCGUGGCGACACAGAGGUGACCAGGGCGGCGAAUUGGCCCUGUUUUGUUGGUGAGAUGGACUUGGAGGGUGUUCCAAAACACCCUGCGAGUGUCGGACGCCAUCGACGUCCCGCGAUCAACGCACAGACGACAUCGAGGACCUAGAUGACGUCGAUUUUUCGGCACGUCCUUCGUGCUCCUCUUCAGCGCUUGUCCUUGAGGACACGUAACAACACGUCGCCAUCUUGUGCGCGUUUCGUGCGCUCUGUGUACAUAGUAAACAGUUUAACAUUUAAGAAUUACAAAGGCAUGAAACAAAAAGACUUACAUUUGCAAUUUUAUAAAUAUAGCACACUAUCUUAUCUACUUAUACAUUGGUUUUUAGAGCGUGUCGAACACGCCGAGCGUAAAAACGAAACACGAUGCUUUGUAGCGAUUAGUUAGGUAGGGAUUUUAUUAAUUAACAAAUUCGUUCUUCGUUCUAAUCGAGUGGCAGGUGGUAAUUAUGUAAUGAUUACGGACGGGUCAUUUUUUUAAAUGUGAAUCUCUUAGAGAUACGGGUUUCGCCUGGAUUGCAAUAUUGGAAGAUGCUAAACCACAAAAUUGUUGAUUGUAUCUUGGAAGUGGUGACUUAAAUUUGCCAUAUUUUGUCGAAUAUUUCGUUUUUGGCAAACAUAUACACACAUCACGCUGUUUGACGAACGAAAAUACUGCUUGUAACUGUACAGUGGCGUUUCUUGCAAUGGCUGACCUCUCAAUAGAAGCUCAUUGCUGUCCUUAAAUACGAAUAAGAAACAGCCAUAAAUUUUGCCAUAAUAGACAACGUGUAUUUUUCUUACGGAAAGCAUGAAUGAACGGGGAGGAGAGCAGAAGACAACACAAAUAAACAGACUGCCACACCGGAGGACGUCUCAGAUGAUUUAUUAUGUUUUAUCAAAACGUACUUAAUGCGAUUACUCUUAUGUAAAACAAGGGGCACUGUUCGCUUUCCACACGCGUUCGACUCGUAGACAAACAAACUCAUAAAAGAUAUACACACGGCUAAAACUGAAAACACUCAUAACGAAAUAAAUUAAAUACAAGAUGCAAAACAAAAACAAAAAGAUAUAUUUUGGUACAUAUUUUUCUAUAUACAAAUAUACUACUUAUAUAAAUACAAGCGAAACAUAGUGCGCGGACCGAGCAAGACAGAAAUAUUGAUCAAUUAGAAGAGUCGACUGGGAAAAAUAAUCUGUACAUGCAAAGCGGAAUCUGAUCGUGUUUAUGGAUAGAUUUGUGGCCGGCGUGGAGUAGUUUUUAUUGUCUGUAACUCACUUGCUCGAAAACAGCACGUUUCUAUUGGAUUGGCACUGUUAUUGUUUGAUAAUGUCUGUAUAAUCGUAAUUCCAUUGUACACGAUGUAAAUGAAAAGAAAAAUUAAUGGAAUGCCACGGAAAGCAGCAGGACGAUUGUGAUGUUGGGUUUCAAAGUGCUGGUGGGAGAGCAAGAGGAACUCUUUUGUACAUACACAAAGUGUAAAAUUUUCAAAUUGUAAUUCUAAUUGUAAAACUCAACAAAUAAUCGUAGAUGAAACAAAAAAAACUUAAAGAAACACACACACAGAUUGUGUUUUGUUGAUGGCAGUUCUGUUAGUUUUGUUGAGUUGUUAUGCUUUUAAAUGUAGGUCGAUUAAUUGCCACUGAUUUUAAUUAAUUUUACAGGAUGGAUACAAUGACACUGGAUCUCGUAUAUUUAAUGUUUAUUUUUUUGUUCUUAUUAGUUGUUAUGGUAAUCAUGCUGGCACUAACUGGGACGAGAUUGAUUUGCCUCUUGAUUUAUGUGUGAUAAGUUUUGAACAGUGGCGUAAUGUGCAAAAAUAGUAUUGAUUUAUUGAUGAUAAUGUAAAUGAUAACUGAUAAUUUUGACUCUUUUUGUGAUAUACUUAUUAUCAAAUAUUUUAAAUUACCAAGUGUGUAAAAUGCGGAAUGCGUGGCUCUGAUAUUGGUAGCAAGAAGCGGUUUGUGGAACGUGAUUAUUCACAAGUUUUUAUUUUUUAUUAAACAAGCACAUUAACAAUUACUACAAACCUUAUAGUGUAAUUAUAAUAUUAUUCACUAAUUAAUUUGCGAACACACACAACUUGUACAUUAUUACGGAUAAGCUAACGUUGUCGAUUCAAGGGAAUGCUGAAUAUCUGUAAAAUUAUUUUAGUUUCCAUAAGAUUUGUAGUACAUGUAUGAAGAAAACUGACUAACAAUUAAUUAUUACAAAGAAAAAAUGAUACAAGAUGCAAACAAAAAAAUCCAAUAAAAUAUUUUUUAUCAUUUUAAAAGCAAA